Molecule: messenger RNA, 2017 nt
Organism: Salvelinus fontinalis (brook trout)
Lineage: Eukaryota; Metazoa; Chordata; Actinopteri; Salmoniformes; Salmonidae
Product: intermediate filament protein ON3-like
Exons: 8
Coding region: 90-1202 (370 amino acids)
Cellular component (GO): keratin filament
Source: RefSeq, a predicted model, not a curated record
CCUGAGAAGAGGUGCCUUUCCCUAAACUCUGAGUCUGAUACUUGAGACUCCUUCUCUCUCUGUCAUUCUGACAAGAACACAAAGACAAGAUGUCCAAACCAGGCGGAUACAGCAGCCAGUCCGACAUUCCCUCCGGUAACAAGCUCAAAAGCUACCCGAACGUCGCUACUAGCAAGGACCUUCUAGAGCCCAACAACCCGAAGGUGGACCCGAAGGACCAGUCAGCCAAGAGCCAGGAGAAGGACCAGAUGGUUGGACUCAACGACAAGUUCAUAGCGUUCAUUGACAAGGUGCAAAACCUGGAGCAGCAGAACAAGGUCCUGGACACGCGCCUGAAGAUCCUGAAGGAGCAGGAGGACUACCAAGGCAACGUGGACGCUGUGGUCCAACAGCUGGCCAACGAGUUGCAGCGGCAGAUCGAGAACCUGGCCCGGGACAAACAGAAACUGAAGCAGGAGCUGGCCCGCUGCCAGGACGAAGUGGGCCAGACACGCAACAAGUACCAGGAUGAGAUCCAGAAGAAGUCAGAUCUGGAGAAUGACUUUGUGAUCAACAAGAAGGAUGUGGAUGAGGGCCAACUGGCAGCCGUGGAUCUGGCUCUGGAACUGGAGUACCUGAUGGGAGAACUGGACUUCCUGAGGCGGGGCUAUGAUGAGGAGCUGAAGGAGCUGGAGUCUCAUAUCCAGAAUGAGACGGUGGUCGUGAAGGAAAGCAACAAAAGAUCUCUAGACAUGGACGAGAUCAUCGACAGCGUCAAGAAACAGUACGCGGACAUGGCCUCCCGUGCCAGAGAGGGGGCAGAGCUGUGGAACCAGAAAAAGAUGAAUGACAUAGUGCUGACAGCAGGUCAGUAUGAGCAGGAUGUACGUGAUGUGAAGAAGGAGAUUGCUGACAUGCUCCGUCUAACACAGAGACUGAAGGCAGAGCUGGAGACCCUCAAGAAGCAGAAAAUAGUUAUUGAGAAGGACAUUGAGGUUGUGGAGGUGGAUGGGCAGAAUGCGUUGGAGCAGGCCAGGGAUAAUAUUGUUGCGCUGGAAGACGCUCUCCGCAGGGCCAAGCAGGACAUGGCCCGUCAGGUCAGGGAGUACCAGGAACUGAUGAACCUCAAACUGGCCCUGGACAUCGAGAUCGCCACCUACAGGAAGCUACUGGAGGGAGAGGAGAUGAGAAUGAAUGACCAUAUACGUCAGCAAGAUUACUAAAACAAACCAACCAAUCCCAGUCCUUGCUUGCACGCAGACAUUGAUUUGCCGUCGAAGCCCCUCCUGACUAUGAAGCCCCUCCCAUUAGAUGCCGUUGACCCCCCAACCAGCCCCAGGAAGCCCCUCCUGACUCUGAAGCCCCUCCCAUUAGAUGCCGAUGCCCCGCCAACUAGCCCCAGGAAGCCCCUCCUGACUCUGAAGCCCCUCCCAUUAGAUGCCGAUGCCCCGCCAACUAGCCCCAGGAAGCGUCUGCUGAUCAGAAUUGAGGUGGAUGCGGGCAGGGUCAUGUCCAAGAGCUUGCACUAUUCCGACAAUUAACCAAGUCCACUGUCACUCUGCUGUCGCUAUAGUAACACGGUGUUGUACCUCUUUCUCUCUCUCUCUUUUCCAUCUAAAAACCAUUGCGGAGUCUUUUGUUUUACGUUAAGGUCAUUGUUUAAUAAGCUAAGGUGUUAAACUUACAAACUUUGUUUUCAACUGCAGUUGGAAGACCAUGUGCGACAGUAACAGGAGCUCUUACAAAAUGUGUCCUGUGCUCUUUUUCAUUACGUUUGUGGUGGGAGAAUUUAUCUGUGCUCUUUUUCAUUACGUUUGUGGUGGGAGAAUUUAUCUGUGCUCUUUUUCAUUACGUUUGUGGUGGGAGAAUUUAUCUGUACUCUUUUUCAUUACGUUUGUGGUGGGAGAAUUUAUCUGUACUCUUUUUCAUUACGUUUGUGGUGGGAGAAUUUAUCUGUGCUCGUGUGACUGGGGAGGCCAUGUCCUCCAAAGCUUGAAUGUCACUGAACCAGGUCCAAAAUAAAAAGAGAAAAUAUUAA